Molecule: messenger RNA, 1503 nt
Organism: Microbotryum saponariae
Lineage: Eukaryota; Fungi; Basidiomycota; Microbotryomycetes; Microbotryales; Microbotryaceae
Source: the annotation of a GenBank genome assembly
AUGCCUUCCAAGUCCGCGCCCGGCGCUAUUUCCAAGCCCGACGCCGCCCUUGAGGCCGCCAUCGCCCCUAUCGUCGCUCGUCCACCGCAGCAGCCGGCCUCGUUUGCCGCGACGGAACUCCUCCGCGACUCGGCGGGCUACCAGGAUUGGCUCCUCGUCGUCCGCUCGCGUUUGCAGGCCGGUGUCCUCCGGUACCUGGAGAGCGGUGAGCCAUGCGCUUCGUGGCCCCCCUCGCUCGUUCCGUUAUGGGAUCACUACGCCCUUUCCUCGCUCUGCUCGUCUGUCGACCCUCGCUUGGUCCUCCCCGGCUUGUCGACCUUCCGCGACGACAGCGACGGCGCGCCGAAGAUCUGGCAGGCUCUCCGUUCUCGGUAUGGCGCCACCUCGGCUGUUGACCUGCUUCCGGCCGUCGUCACGCUCUUCAGCACCGAGGAGCUCCCCGCCACCACGGACUCGUUCCUACAGUUCCGUGACAGUUUCGAGAACCAGCUUCGUCUGCUCACCUCGUCGAAGGUCACUGUCGACUCUCUGGUCGCCUCGCACCUCCUCUCCCGACUGCCGCCGUCCCUCGAGUCGUGGCGCUCGACCUUUGUCAACGACCAAGGUGAUUGAUUCGACGACCCUGCCGUCUGUCUCGGUGAUUUUCGAUCGCCUCCUACGCGACAUUCGCGCUCGUCCAGUCGACGCUCCCACCGCGGCGCUUGCUCGAUCGUCCGCUCGCGACGCCCGCGCUCCUCGCUCCCCGUGCCCCAACCCAAAGUGUCGCAAGAUGCAUUGGCUCAGGGACUGCCCCGACACCGCUUGGGCAGCCUCCUUCCGCGCGCGUCGUGCCACCGAGAACGGCAACAAGCCCGCCGGCGAACGCAAGUCUUCGCAGCCCGCUGCCUCUCCCGCUGCCGCGCCGGCUGUCGCCGACGAGCACCUCUCGCCCGCGACCUACGCCGCCUGCUUCCUCUCCGCCUCCUCCCCGUUCGACAAGGGGGCCUGGCUUCUGGACUCCGGCGCCAAUCGGCACAUGGCCAACGACGUUCGUCUAUUUACGCACCUGCAGCCCGUCAAGGGACCGCACGUUGCUGGUGUUGCGGGCUCCCUGCCCUCCACCGGUUCCGGCUCCGUGGAGCUCAACACGACCUCCGGUCGCGUCGCCGUCGCUGACGUUCUUCAUGUGCCCUCGUUGCCUUGCAACUUGUUGUCCGUUCGACGCCUCGACCGCCUCGGCUUCACGGUCUCGUUCGGCUCCAACGUCGCCACCAUCCGCAACGCCGCCGGAGAGGCAGCGGGCUGCGAAGACUUGCGUUCGCCGGCGGGCUUGUUGCCGUUCUCGGUGGCACGACGCGCGCGGAAGGAGGCUGCCCAAGCGGUGUCGGGGCAGUCCCUGAGCCAAUGCAUCUUGCGACACUUUGGGUUGGGGCACGGGGAGCGAGGAGCGCGGGCGUCGCGAGCGGACGAUCGAGCAAGCGCCGCGGUGGGAGCGUCGACUGGACGAGCGCGAAUGUCGCGUAG